Molecule: messenger RNA, 2818 nt
Organism: Spodoptera litura
Lineage: Eukaryota; Metazoa; Arthropoda; Insecta; Lepidoptera; Noctuidae
Gene: serpin-4
Product: serine protease inhibitor 4
Molecular function (GO): serine-type endopeptidase inhibitor activity
Source: RefSeq, a predicted model, not a curated record
CUACGUCCACAAGUUGUUUAAAACUAGUAUUGUAAACAAAUAAUCGGUCGACUGUACGUACCUAAAAGAGUAGGUAGGCAUGAUAUAACCGGCUUUACUUCGCAUAUAAAUACGCCGCAUUAACGUAUUUACCGGUCAGUCAGUAAUUUUCCUUGUUUCGAGUAGCCGUUAGUGUUCCACACAACGCGUCAUAGAUAGACAUACCUAAUAAUUAUAAAAAAAAUGACCAGCGCGAGAUAACAUCAGUGUUCGAAAUUCAAGUGCUUCAAUUUGUAAAUCAAACUAAAACAUUGGUUGUGAUUAAGUGUGUGUAAGAACAAAACAAUAACGAAUAUGCCUAAAUUAAUGAAAUUAGUGCUUUGUGUGGCGUCAGUGGCGUUGUGCUGCGGACAACCCUUACAAAAUCCAGUAGAAAAUAACACGGGUCUCCACAAUGGAUUAUCGGAGAAAAUCGGAAACUUUUCGAUAGAAAUAUUGUUCCAUACAUCGAAAACUUUACAAGAGGGUGAUAAUUUUAUAAUGUCGCCCAUUACCGUGUGGAGCGUUCUUGCUGUGAUCGCGGAAGGUGCGGCCGGAGACACGAGAAACGAAAUUAAUAACGUGCUUCGUCUCUCUGCGCGAAAUAAGGAGUCGACGCGCACUGGCUUCAGGAACAUCACACAAUGGCUACAAGUAAACACUGGCACAGUCAAACUAGCCAAAAUAAACGCCAUUUUCGUCGACAAAGACAGACUUCCUUUACCAGAGUUCACAGAAAUCUCCAAAAACUAUUACCAAACUGAAAUGGUGACUCUAGACUUUAAGGACAGUGCGAGGUCAGCGAACAUUCUCAACCAAGCCAUCUCAAACAUUACUCAUGGGAAAAUACCCAAUAUGGUUGAUGCUAGUUAUUUCCAAGACUCACAGAUGGUGUUGACCAGUGCUUUGUACUUCAAGGGACAAUGGGCUAUGCCAUUUAAUGCAUCAUCAACAGAGAAAAUGCCAUUUUAUGACUCCAAGGGUCAAAAGAUUGGUGAAGUCAACAUGAUGUACAACAGACACACAUACCCAUUCUCAAAUAUCAAACAACUUCAGGCUAGAGUCAUUGAAUUGCCAUAUGGUAAUGAAAACAGGCUCUCAAUGCUGAUCAUGUUACCAAACCCUGGAGUGUCCCUAGAAGAUAUGUUCUCAAACUUCAAGAAUGUUAACUUGGACACUUUCUUUGAGGAACUAAGAGUAUCUAAGGAAGAAUAUUCAGACGAUGAAGUGGACUGCUACAUCCCCAGAUUUAAGAUCCAGUCUGACAUUGAUCUCACAAAUGUAUUGAAGAACCGUCUGGGCAUCCAGGAGCUGUUUGACCAGUCGAGGGCCAAGUUACCUUUCAUGGCUAGGACACCUUUGUAUGUAUCGAAAGUGAUACACAAAGCUGAGAUUGAGGUCACUGAAGAGGGAACUGAGGCUGCAGGAGUAACAGUAGCCGAGUUCAGUAACAGAAUAGGAGUAGUACAAUUCCAAGCCAACAGACCAUUCACAUACAUGAUCAUAGAAAAAGUAACAAACUCAAUAGUAUUUGGUGGCUUCUACAAAACUCCAUCUUUGUAUUGAACAUAAGGAAAAAUAUAAUUGAACGUACAAAGUCUGCAUUUAGACAUAAAAACUUAUUGGUGGCUUAACCUUUUUGUUGAAAAGAAGUAAGAACACACACAGAUUAAAAAUUCAAAUUGUAAAAAAAACAUAGUCAACUUUUUAAUUAUACCAGAACAAGGAAAUAAUUAUGAUGAGAUGUCAUGGGUUAUUCCAUAAAUAUAAACUUGUUAAGGAAGCUUGUAGGUACUGUGUGUUCAACAAAUAAAGACUUGACUACAAAUAUAAUUUAUCAAUAUAACUGUGUACAUAAUUAUACACACAGAUAGUGGAAAUACAACUUCUUGAAUGUCACUAGUUGAAUGACUGUGACCUUAUGAAUAUUUUAUUGUUCAACAUUGUGGCCAUAUUGUGAUGCCAGUACAUAAAAACUGUUUAUGCAUUAUUAAUACCUUAUCAUUUUUAGUUGCAAGUAUGAGAAACCACAAUUAGCCACGUUUAAUUGACACCCUAUUAAGUUAUCUUAAUACUCAUGUUCAAUGUAACUUGGUAUUGUAAAGCAUACUCAAUUGUGUUAGGCAUAAGGUUGUAAUUUGUUUAGCUGAAUGCUCUCUAAUUGACUUGUAAAUAAGUUGUUUUGCUGUUUGAAAACAACAUGGCUGAGUAUGUUUUAGGGAAAAAUAGAUGUUUUCCUCAUUGACUUGCAGACAUAAUAAUUUAUUGGAAGAAUUAAUUUGCCGUUUUAACUAAAACCGUUUGACUGCCCUCAUGGGGGAUUUUACUGACAGAAUGUCCUUAAAAAAAUUCAUUGUGGCGUUCCGCAAAACUUGUUUUAGAUAUAUCCGUAAGAACUCAUUUUGAAAAUAGAUUGUUAUUUUUGUAAAUAUUAGCUGUUUAUGCUUUGUUUGUGGUUAUGAAUGUUGAUUAGAAAUAUGUUUUAUUAUUUUACUGUAACAGUGGGUAUAUUGACGUGGUCGGAGACAAAAGAUAUGUUCUAAAUUAUUAUUAACAAGUUCCAAUUUGACUUUGUUCAAUGUAAAGAAAUGUAAGUAAGAUUUUGGCGACAAAUUUUACAUUUUGUAUCAUGUGUCCAUCCACUCAAUAAACCCCCAAUAGGUUUUUUGUAAAAUAUCUAAAAAUUACAAACUUAAAACUAAGAUUUAUUAGGGGAAUAUGUAACUGAAUAUUUUUGAAUUGAACUGUAACUUUCCAACUAGUCAAAUUUAAACUGUCAAACACCGCGAGGACACCGGUG